Molecule: messenger RNA, 2520 nt
Organism: Pseudonaja textilis
Lineage: Eukaryota; Metazoa; Chordata; Lepidosauria; Squamata; Elapidae
Gene: TNFRSF11B
Product: TNF receptor superfamily member 11b
Biological process (GO): signal transduction
Molecular function (GO): protein binding
Source: RefSeq, a predicted model, not a curated record
GUUAAGAAGUUGCAUGAAAUCAUCAACAGGUUCCUUUAAAAAAAAAUUGAAGGAAAUUGAUCAUGGGGAGGGAAGAAGGGAGGAUUUUAAGCUGAGCCACGUUUUCCUGCUGCAUGGGGCCACAGAAAUAUAUAUAAACGAGGCUUAAAUGUGCCGAGGUCCUGUUUGCAAGCUGCUACUCCCUGGCUAUCUGCUUGCCUUUCCAGCUUCUUAAGAGUUGUAACGCUGCCUGUACAAUGACCAAACUUCUGUAUUGCACACUGCUGUUAUUGGACAUCUCGGUCAAGUGGACAGUCCAGCAAUCUCUUCCUCCAAAGUAUCUCCAUUAUGAUCCUAUCACCUCCCGUCAGCUGAUGUGUGACCAAUGUCCUCCAGGAACCUAUGUCAAACAGCACUGUACAGCCUCAGCAAAGACAGAGUGUGCUCAUUGUCCAGAUCAAUCUUAUGCAGAUGAAUGGAACAAUAAUGAACGAUGUCACUACUGCAAUGUGAUAUGCAAGGAACUGCAAUAUGAAAAGAUCAAAUGUACCAGCACCGGAAACCGUGUGUGUGAGUGUGUAGAAGGACGGUACCUCAACAUUGAAUUCUGUUUGAGGCACACAGCAUGUCCUCCCGGAUUUGGCGUUGUUCAAAAAGGUACCCCUGAAAGCGACACUGUUUGCGAGAGAUGUCCAGAAGGAUAUUUCUCUAAAGAAACAUCAUCCAAAGCUGCUUGUAAAAUGCACACUAACUGCAGCGCCCUGAGUCUCAGAUUGGUGCAGAAGGGAGACUCCACACAUGACAAUGUGUGCCAGGGAGCGGACAAUGAUGAACUGGAUCAGCAAUGUGGAAUUGAUGUCACCUUGUGUGAAGAAGCAUUCUUCAGGUCCAUCGUGCCCAGAAAACUAUCUUCCACCUGGCUGAAUACCCUCAUGGAUAGUCUGCCUGGCGAGAAGAUCAAUCUUGAAAACAGAGAAAGAAUUAAACAGAAGAGUAGCCUGCAAGAUCAGACCUUUCAGCUACUGAAGUUAUGGAAAGAGCAAAAUAAGGACCACAGUACAGUCAAGAAUAUUGUCCAAGGAAUCAGUCUUUGUGAAAACAGUGUUUUAAAGCACAUUGACCACCUCAACAUCACCCUUGAGCAUCUCAAUAUCCUGAUGGAAAAUUUGCCAGGGAAAAAUGUGGGCAGAGAAGAAACGGAACAGAUUUUUAGGAUGUGCAAAUCCACAGAGCCAAUUCUGAAGCUCUUGAAUUUGUGGAGGAUAAAAAAUAAAGACCAAGACACCAUCAAGAGCUUGAUGUUUGGACUGAAGCAUCUGAAAUCAUACCGUUUCCCCAAAACGACCAUUCAAGGUUUUCGGAAAGUGGUGAAAUUCCUCCACAGCCUCACAAUGCAUAAAUUGUACCAGAACCUUUUCUUAGAAAUGGUGGGAAACCAAGUCCAUUUGGUAAAAAUGAGACGUGGGUAGUUUUAAGUUCUCUGAUCUUUCAUUUGCCACUUGCUGCUAGCAAUAAUUAAAUGGGGGAGGGGAAUGUUUUCCUAUAAGAUAAUGCUUAUUUAUAUUUAUAUGACUGACUGGGAUAGCUUAGACUAUCUUAGAACUUUUGUUGUUGUUUUGUAAUAUUAAAAUGCUUACCUGGACUCCGACUCCAUCCAAGAAUUCCAGUGAAUUCCAUGGACAUAGAGAGAAAUAAUAGCAAAAAAAAAAAUUUGCUAUUUAUAUUAAUUUGAAAUCUAAAUUGUGGCAUGUAUUUAUUAACUUCAUUGGUAACUAUUGGAGAUUAAGUGCUGAAGCAGAUGACCACUUGUUAUAGAAUCAUAGAACUGGAAGAUACCUUAGAGGUCGUCUAGUCCAACCCCCUGCCCAAGGCAGGAGUCCUUAUACCAUCCCGGACAAACAAUUUCAUUGUUUAAACAUUUAUGUUCCACUGUGUAUUAAUGGCCCUAAAACUUUAUUUCCCAGCCCUUCCGAGUCUUUAGUGUGGUGUCAUUGAAACAUUCAAUAUCAAAAUCAAUAAUUUUUCUCCUCAAUUUCAGGCCAAGAAAAAUAAUGCUCGCCAUGCAUUCGGAUGUGCUUUAUGCAUCUUAAAUGCAAAAUCCUUCCUCCCCUUAUCCCUACUUGUAUGACAUCAUGGUGUUAUCUUAGUGGCUGUUGUUGUCCUUGGCUAUGGAUUAUAAGAGGGGUGAGUCUUGGCUAGAAAAAAAAUACUAGGCUCCCACAAAUGCAAAUCCACCAUAGAGGAAAAGCAUAGUUCCAUUUGCAUAAAGAGGCCAGUAGCGAUUCAUCUUCUACUAUCAGAAUAUUAUUUCUCAAACCUAUCAGCCUUAAUGAUGCAUGGAAGGGCUGAAAAAUUCUAGGAGUUGGAGUCCAUGCAAUUUAAAGUCGACAAGUUCUAGUGUUUUUCAAACAUGGCAACCUUAAGAUGUAUGGACUUCAACUCCCAUAAUUCCCCAGCCCACCCAUACAUCUUAAAGCUCACAAGUUUGAGAAACACCAUUCUACUCAUUUCUCCACUAUGUUUCAAGCUACUCCUUAUUUA